CAACUUAAGAUGAAAAUUGCUGCAAAGUUAACUCCUAACAUGAUUGGCACCAUCUGCGAGGGUAUUGCUUCUUGCACCACUGUGUCACAAAGGCGCACUGAUAGCAUUACCUCACUGCGUCAUGCUAUGUUUGAGCAUUUAGCCUGGGACUUCCACUUUUAUUGCAGUGGUGGAUCAGCAAUACAAAUAGUCUCAAGUUAGUGGAAUCAGCAAGUGUCUUUGAACAUUGUACCCGAGGAAAUUUUGAAGGCCACCUUACAGUAAUUAUAGGAUUAAACCUUUGACCCAGACUGACAAAAACUCAGCUAUUCUCAAACCAGCCAAGAGUGUUAUUAUGCAAGAGGUAACUCUGCACAAAGUGUUUAUUAGUUGACUUCAUUUCAGUGCAUAGGGUUACAUUAUUAUAGUACACGUAAUGGUAACCCCUUAUUAAAGCAAACACAAACCCACACAGGCCCUGUCGCUGCGUCUCCCCGAACAUUCCCUUCACAGCUUGUGUUGCUGCCUAUUUGAACGCGGCUCAGUAAUCCUGGUUCUGAGAGCACAAAGGGCCCCAGAGUGCUGGUGAUGCAAGCACUGUGUCCAGCUCGUACCCCACUGCUCUCCCUUCACCCACAUGCUGCCCUGGAGGGCGGGGGGCGACAAGGAGGAACCCUGAAGACAACCAACCGUCGAUGACACUUGCAGACUGCCUGUCUGCUCUGUUUCAGAGUCCUGCUGGUGAUGUGAUGAUGACCUGGGACACAGUGGGAAGGAGAAAGUGUUACGGAUCACUGUAGAGGAAUGCAGCUGAGCCGCGGCGAGCUCUGGAUCCGUACAGCGUGACCACGGGAGCAGACUCAGGGACUUUCGCUGCCUCGCUUUAAAACCCUUACUGUGCGUUAUUUGGAGAAGGUCACGUUGCCACAGGUCUCCAAUGGACUUGCUGCAGGAUUCCAGUCCCACUAUGUGGCGACUGAACGCCCGUUUGAAAGGCUUCCUGGAGCAAGUGAACAGGCUGCAGGAGGCCAACCAGCGGCUGGAGGCUCAGAUAGCCGACCGGUCCGCAAGGAGCACAUCCCGGUCCCGGGACUGGUCCCUGCAGGAAAACAUUGUUCAGGAGCUCCGCGUCCAGGUUGGUAACCUGCUGAUGGAGAAUGCCCAGCUGGCAUUGCAAUCUGACACCAUGAAGUCCAGAGCUGCUGACAUCCAGGCCAGGUGUGAGACGGAGGAGAGGAACACCAGGCGUCUGGAGCGACAGGUUGUUCUGCUCAGGGAGUCAAAGACGAAGGCAGAUCAGAGCAGCGUGACGCUGCAGGCAGACCUUCGGCUCUCCAUGUCAAAUCUGCAGGAGAUGCACCGGGAGUUUGAGGCAGCCCGGGCUCUGCAGCUGCAGCGGGCCGGCUCAUGCGAUGUGCUGUUAGCGACGGCCAGAGCAGCAGCAGUAGCGAGAGGGGAGGAGGAGGAUGGCACAGGGAUGGAGCUCACCCAGCUCCUCGACCGAAUCAGAGCGCAGUGUGACCAGGGUGGACUUCCGGGCCUGGGCGAGAGACCCCUCGGCCCGGGUGCCGUGUCAAAUCCACUCCCCCCCGGCCUGGUCGGGCCCAGCCGCUCUGGAGCAGCAUCCGGAUCACACAGAGGGGUUCUCAGUGAGGAAGAGGCAGUGUGGAUGCAGGUGAGCCUCGGCGGCGCUGCCUUGAGGGAGGCCCGGGCAGAACUGGCUGAGGCUCGGAAGCAGUGGCACUCGCUGCAGGUGGAGAUUGAGACCCUACAUGCCUUGGAGAAAGGCCUGGAGAGCUCCCUGCAGAACACCCAGCAGCUGUACUCCAGCCAGCUGCAGGACCUUUCCCGGGUGAUCGCUGGGCUGGAGAGCGAGCUGGAGCAGGUGAGGAGCGGGCUGGCAACACAGCGCCAGCGCCACAGCCAGCUCAUCAACACCAAGAUGAGGUUGGAGCGAGAGAUCAGCACUUACCGACGUCUGCUGGAGCGCGAAGAGGGCAGGUACAUGGGCCGUAGUGGGCAGCCGACGGGCUUGUGGCCCUCGAGGUUUUCAGUGGAGGAGCCUCAGGAGAACGGGAUAGAGUACGGCUUCAGUGAUCCUGCAAUUACUCCGGAUGAACCCAAGUCUGAGCCCCUGCCUGAAAUACCUUCCCUCCUCCCAGCAGGCAGCGGGCUGAAUAAAAGCAUACUGCAUAGACAGCAAAGCCUUGUGAUUCUCACGGAGCCAGAAAAAGAUAAAGACUUGCCAAUCUCCACGGUAAAGACUCAGGAGAUUCUUCAGGGCAAUGUAGUGCGAGAGAGUGCUGAGGGUCACGGCACCAUUGAGACUGAAAGGAUUGACGAGGUGAUAAAGCAGUGGGAGGGCUCCUUCUUCCGAGGGAAUCCUAAACUGCGGAAGAAGUCGGUGUCACUGCGCUUCGAUCUGCACAUGGCUGCAGCAGACGAGGGGUGUGCCCAGGCCAAACAGAACAGCCUCCCCGACGUGGAGGUGUGUCUGAUUAUGAAGAGAUCUCGCAGCAUCCCAACAAUCCCACAGUGACUUUAACUGGCAUCGCAGCUGUUUGUGGAACCCAUGGCGAUGAAGUUACAGAAAUUACAGCUGCAUCAUUGACUUCUGUGAUAUUACCCUCCAUAGCCACUGCAGUUUUUUUCUUCAGUCACAACUUUCAUUGAGCUGUUCUCUCAUCAAAUCUGGACUAUGACACGAGUAGUAUACAAGUAUUACCUAUUAGGAUGAGGGUCAAGUUUAUAGUUUCAGAUAACUAUCAUCAAAUAUCACAGAUUGACAUCCAUUGCCCUACAGAGGAAAAACAUUUCAAUAUGUAAACAUAUUUCUUCAUCAUCACUGGAUGAAGUGUCUCUGAAUACUGUCAUUGUUUCUGUAUGAGGUCCCUACACUAAAGAGAUUAUACCAUAUGACUCUGUUUAACUUACUCUAAUUAACACUUGGCCCGGGAGGCUGAGUUCACAGGUAGAUGGAGAUAAGAUGGAGCUGCUGUGAACUCUCAAAAAGUGGAUUUUUAGCAUUUACUUUCUUUAAAAGACUGUAUAAAAAUGAUCAGGGGGAGAGGUCUGUACAAAAAAGGAAAUAGUACAGACCUCUUCAUGACUCUGCAAUCACAUUACACAAGCAGCUCCAACAUUCACUAUAUUCUGCAUUUCAACAGAGCUUCAGUAAACUUUAAGUAAAAGGUAUUUAUUUUAGCUAUAGUGUAGUUCUGUUAUUAGCCAUCUGUUUGAAUAAGAAAAUCGUAUAUAUUCUUUGUGCGCUUCUAUUAAAUAAAAUGGCAAAUUUAAUUGCAAUACAGCUGUAUAACUUGGGAGGGUGUUGCAAUGUUUUCUUAGUGGAGUCAGGAUGCCGAAGAGAGAUCAUGCUUUUUAAAAGGUGAAAAUAAUGUACCACUCACCCGCCUAAUCAUUUUUCUAUAGUCCCUAAAUGCUUGCACUGCUGACACAUGCAGCAGAAUGUCGGCACUGAUAGAUGAGCCUGAUUGUGUGUAUUUUGAGCUUUUUUUUCCGAUGUAUUAUCGCAAAAAAAUCAACAGCAACACAGCUCACUGUGAUUUCAACAGCACCGAGGCUCUUAAUGCUCAACAAGGGUCUCAGAGAACCUGCCUCAACCACAGGAGGGCAGUAUUUGUAAAGAGAUAACUGUUCAGUCAAUGCUCCAUCAGUUGCACUUUUAUAUGCAAAAUUUUGAGUUUCACCAAAGAUAGAAAUAAGAAAAUGACCAUAGUGCAUUGCAUUUGGGUGCUUCAGAAGGUGUUAUAUAAAGGUAUUAUCUAUGCAGUUCUGUGCUUAAUUUUGCUUUUUUUCUUCAUUAAACCCACUUCAUUUUUGAAGCUACGUAACUUCAGAAUGAGGAAUCAUGCUUUUAUCUAAAACUUUGUUAAAAAUAAAAGAAAUUGACUGAU
Molecule: messenger RNA, 3893 nt
Organism: Pungitius pungitius (ninespine stickleback)
Lineage: Eukaryota; Metazoa; Chordata; Actinopteri; Perciformes; Gasterosteidae
Gene: krt222
Product: keratin 222
Exons: 10
Coding region: 917-2518 (533 amino acids)
Source: RefSeq, a predicted model, not a curated record